Messenger RNA from Aspergillus terreus NIH2624, 1992 nucleotides. RefSeq lists its product as uncharacterized. The record is from RefSeq and is a predicted model, not a curated record. Lineage: Eukaryota; Fungi; Ascomycota; Eurotiomycetes; Eurotiales; Aspergillaceae. The transcript is spliced from 9 exons. Bases 1 to 1992 code for a protein of 663 amino acids.
AUGGCUCAAACAACCGCGCUCCCCCAACAUGUCACCGCUCUCCUCUCCCAUCUGACCUCCCGCCCCGGAGUCCAAUCCACCUUCAUUCUCUCCCGCAAAGACGGCUCCAUCAUUCAAUGCACAGGCUUGCUAUCCUCUCCGUCAGGAACCAGUACCCCCAACACGGCGCCGACCAAUUCCCCCAGCGACACAUCAAACCAGCUCCCUCCGACGCCCGACUCAACCGCCUACGCCGCCGGCGCGACCGCAUCUUCCACCGCACCCACAUCGACCCCAUCGUCGCAGGCGCAAACCCUAGCCGCCCAGGUGUUUGCCUUCGUCUCCAGUGCGUCGGAGCUGAGCAUGUCGCUUUCGCGACCGGCCGCGGCGGGCGACGCCCAGGGGUCCAACGGAGAGGCCAACGGCGUGUCUGCGGGGUCGCGAGAGGACGCCGAGGGCGAGGCGUCGGAGAAGGAGGACGACGACGAGGUCAAGCUGUUGCGGCUGCGAACGAAGAAGCAUGAGAUCGUGGUGGUGCCGGAUCGGAAAUACUUGCUCUGUGUGGUGCACGACGCGACGCAUUCGGCUGGCGGCUCGGGGGGCGCGGGCAUUCGCUCUUCGAGUGCAUCUAGUAGUUUAUAUUGUGUCUAUAUCUCAGACCGAGUCUUAUCGGUUCAUGUCCAUAUCUGGCGCGGAAUGGAGCCAUCGGCAAUCGGAUCCUCCAUAUCAUCCACUUUACCCCUCUUCGUCUCGACAGAGCCGUCUACAUCAGUGUCCACCUCUUUUUCACUUGUCUAUAUCCUCCGUGUAUAUACUUACAAAAUGUCCUUUGACCUCGCUGCAGCUCGCUCCCGCUUCCCUGCGCUGAACCAGGAGCAGGUGUUCCUGGAUAAUGCAGUCUUAGACACAGUGAUUCAAUCAAUCACGGACUAUCUGUCGGGCUGUAAUGUGCAGCUCGGUGCGACAUACAAGACCUCCAAGGCGUCGACCGCCGCAUAUGACGAGGGCUAUGCAGCAGCCGCCCGGUUCAUCAACGCAAAGUCCGAAGAAAUCUGCCUCGGCGCAUCAACCACCCAGCUCCUCCACAACCUCUCGACGGCAGUCAAGUUCCAGCCCGGCGACGAGGUCAUCGUGUCAAAGCUCAACCACGAGGCCAACUCGGCGCCUUGGGUCCGCAUCGCCGAGCGCCUGGGUCUGCAGGUGAAGUUCUGGUCCGCUCGCGACCCUGUCAACGCCGUCUGCGAUCCCGACGACCUGAAGCCGCUGCUGUCGGAGAAGACCCGCCUGGUGGCGUGUCCGCAUACGUCGAAUUUGCUCGGAUCCAUCGUGGAUAUCAAGGCGAUAGCGCAGCUCGUGCAUCAGUUUCCUCGCGCUCUCCUCUGUGUUGAUGGCGUGGCGCUUGCGCCGCAUCGCCAGGUGGACGUGAAGGAUCUCGAUGUGGAUUUCUACGCAUUCUCGUGGUACAAAGUGUACGGCCCGCAUAUUGCGCAAUUGUACGCCUCGGCCCGCGUCCACGACCAGAUUGACUCCCUGGGACAUUUCUUCAAGGCCACCGACACGCUGGACCUGAAGCUGAACCUUGCAUCGGCCAACUACGAGCUCACGCAGAGCAUUCCGCGCGUGGUGGAGUAUUUCGGAUCGGACGUCGCGGGCGCGUGGGAGGCGAUUGCGGCGCAUGAGGAAAAACUGCAGGGGAUUCUGCUGGAUUUCCUCAACAGCCACGAGCGAAUCACGGUCUACGGCGAGACGUCGGCAAGUCGGGAGCUGCGUGUGCCGGUGAUUAGUUUCACGGUGCGCGGGGCCAAGAGCCAGGGCGUUGUGGAACAGGUCGAAAAACGGUCGCCGUUUGGGUUCCGCAGCGGGCAUAUGUAUAGCCUGCGUUUGGUGAAGGACAUUAUGGGGUUGGAGGAUCCGGAUGAUGGGGUGGUGCGGAUCAGCAUGCUGCACUAUAAUACUGAGGAGGAAAUUUUGAGACUGGUGCAAGUGUUGAAGGAGGUUGUUGAUAGUGUGUGA